AUGGCCACUCCAGAGAAGAUUGCUGACCCGACGGCGCAGACCGUUGAACAUCUCGGCUCGAUCGACAAAGGCAAAGAUGUCAUCGAGGUCAAGGAAGUCAGAGGCAGCGAAGCCUUCAACGAGGCUCUGAUCCAAGAAGAGGUGCCAUUGAUGCACCCACGCUCCUUGCAGCUGUUCGCGUGUCUGCUCAUUGGCUUCUUCUGCCAGACCAUGAACGGCUAUGACACCAUGUUGUUCGGUGGCCUGCUCAACAACAAGGAAUACUUCCUCAAGCACUUCAACGGCGAGAACAAGGGCAUCUGGGCAGGUCUCAUCACCUCCAUGUACCAAAUCGGUGGUGUCUCUGCCUUGCCUUUUGUCGGACCCUGCAUUGACCAAUGGGGACGGCGCGUGGGCAUGUUCAUUGGCAGCGUUCUCAUCAUUCUCGGUACCGUCGUGCAGGGCUUGACCUCGGCCAAUGCCUCCGAGGGACAGAUGAUGGGCGGUCGAUUCGUUCUUGGUUUCGGUGUCACCAUCGCCGCUGCAGCCGGGCCAAUCUGGAUCGUGGAAACGGCCCAUCCCAAGUAUCGUGGUAUCAUCACUGGUCUCUGCAACACCACCUGGUUGGCCGGCUCGAUCUUGUCCUCUGGAGCCACCCGAGGUGGUCUCGAUAUCAAGGGCAACAGCUCUUGGCUCAUCCCCAUCUGGUUGCAGAUGGUCUUCCCUGGACUCAUCGCCGUCUUCGCCUUCUUCCUGCCCGAAUCGCCCAGAUGGGUGUACGCCAGCGGAAAGCGUGAGAAGGCCCACAACAUCCUCACCAAGUGGCAUGGCUAUGGCAACCCAGAUUCCCCGUGGGUCAAACUCCAGCUCAAUGAGUAUGAGGAAUAUCUCGAGUUGGACGGCUCUGACAAACGCUGGUGGGACUACCGUGCCCUCUUCAACAAGAGGUCGAGCAUCUACCGAACUGCUGUGGCUUGCUGGUUCUCUGCCUUCACGCAAUGGUGCGGGAACGGCCCUCUCUCCUACUUCAUGUCCGCCGUCCUCGACACCGCCGGCGUCAACACCUCGAUCGGCAAGGCCAACGUCCAACUGGGAUACAGCGUUGAGCAAUUCUGCUUCGCCGUUAUUGGCGCCCAUUUCGUCGAGCGUAUCGGGCGUCGCAGGAUGAUGUUGGCCGGGUUCUUCGGCGUCUCCGUCAUCUGGGUGUGCAUGACCGCCUCGGCAGGCACGCUUGCCAACUCUCUCGUCUCUGGCUCCGUGAACGAUAGUGACGCCGUAUUCAGCAACCAUGCAGCCGGCAACGCCGUCUUGGCCUUCAUCUUCAUCUUCGGCGCGUGGUACUCAUUCAACAUCACUCCUCUGCAAGCGCUCUAUCCCGUCGAGGUCUUCAGCUUUGAGAUCCGUGCCAAGGGCAUGGCCUUCCAAUCUUUCUUCGUCAACGCUGCGGGUCUGAUCAACCAGUUCGCCUGGCCCGUUGCGAUCAAAGAGAUCCAGUGGAAGACGUAUAUCAUUUUCGUGGUGUGGACAUUCGUCCAGGGUGUGCUGGCCUACUUCUUCUUCCCAGAGACGCGGAAGCGAACGCUCGAGGAACUGGACAAGAUAUUCGACGCCAAGAGCCCCGUCAAGUAUUCCACCCAAACUCGCACCUUGGCAAUCACCGAGGACAACACCGUCGUUGCUGUCGACACUGAGAAGGUGUAA
Messenger RNA from Cladophialophora psammophila CBS 110553, 1680 nucleotides. RefSeq lists its product as uncharacterized. Gene Ontology annotation, biological process: carbohydrate transport; transmembrane transport. Lineage: Eukaryota; Fungi; Ascomycota; Eurotiomycetes; Chaetothyriales; Herpotrichiellaceae. Gene Ontology annotation, cellular component: membrane. Gene Ontology annotation, molecular function: carbohydrate:proton symporter activity. Bases 1 to 1680 code for a protein of 559 amino acids. The record is from RefSeq and is a predicted model, not a curated record. The transcript is spliced from 5 exons.